GAACCAGGCGUCUCUGCUGUCCCGGCGGGUCCCGCAGCAGCGAAGGGCGAUGGGGCGAAUCCCCCACAGACCGGGCGGCCCUUGGACAGGGAUUUUCCUGGCAGCCUCCAUCCUGGGCUCCUGCCUCCAGCCGGCGCCGGCCCAGACCCCGACCCCAGUGACCAUCGUCCUCACCCCGCCGAGCCCCGCGGUGGGAGGGGGCGUCAGCCUGGCCCCCCCGAAUCCUCCACAGGACUUCACGUCCUGCAGCUGGUACCGAUCAGCGACUGUUGAUGGAAACAGCCAGAUCCUCACCUACAACCCAGGACCACCCCCCGUCCAGACCAACGGCUUGGCCCACACGGGGCGGGAGACAGCGGGGCCGGGCUGCGCCCUGCACAUCGCGGGGUUAACGCUCAACGACACCGGGAGCUACACGGUGCAGAUUCAGAGCCCGACUAGCCCUGCCGUCACCACCACGGUGCAUCUGCCUGUCUCUGAAAUGCUGCCCAAGCUCACGGUGACGCCAAACCAAGCCCAGGUGCUGGAGAACGGGACCUUCACCCUCACGUGUAACAGCUCCCCCCACGCCGACACCCUGCUCUGGCUCCGGGACGGGGGCGUCCCUGCGCCCAGUGACCGGCUGGGGCUGUCCCCUGACAAUCGGACCCUCACGGUGCUGGGUGUCACCCGGGCCGACGCCGGCGCCUACCAGUGCGAGGUCAGGAACCCCGUCAGCACCGAACGCAGCGAGCCCAGCACCGUGACGGUGGCCUAUGGGCCAGACUCCACCAGGAUAGACCCGCCUGGACCCAUCAACGUGACCUUCGGGUCCCCUCUGACCCUGACGUGUGUCACCGACUCCGUCCCAGCCCCGAGCUAUCGUUGGGGUCUCAACGGCACAGACAUGAAGGAGACCGGGACCAACUUGAGCUUUAGCCCCACGACCUGGGCUCAGCACGGCACGUACGAGUGCCGGGUCCACAACCCCGUCACCAGCCGCACUGCCUGGGCGUCUGUCGCUGUGCGGGUCAUGGAAAUGCUGCCCAAGCCCACUGUGACGCCAAACCAAACCCAGGUGCUGGAGAACGGGACCUUCACCCUCACGUGUAACAGCUCCCCCCACGCCAACACCCUGCUCUGGCUCCGGGACGGGGCGUCCCUCGCGCCCAGUGACCGGCUGGGGCUGUCCCCUGACAACCGGACCCUCACGGUGUCGGGUGUCACCCGGGGCGAUGCCGGCGCCUACCAGUGCGAGGUCAGGAACCCCGUCAGCACCGAACGCAGCGAGCCCAGCAACGUGACGGUGGCCUAUGGGCCAGACUCUGCCAGGAUAGACCCGCCAGGACCCAUCGACCUGACCCUCGGGUCCCUUCUCACCCUGUCGUGCGUCGCCGACUCCGUCCCAGCCCCGAGCUAUCGCUGGGUCCUCAAUGGCACCGACACUAACGAGACCGGGACCAGCUUGACCUUUAACCCCACGACCUUAGAUCACCAGGGCACGUACAAGUGCCAGGCUCACAACCCAAUUACCAACCGCACUGCCCGGGCAUCUGUCGCCGUGCGGGUGACAGGGACGGCCCCAGUCGCCCCUCGUCCAGGUCUCUCUGCCGGGGCCGUCGCUGGGAUCGUCAUCGGGUUGCUGGCGGGGGCGGCGCUGGUCGGAGUCGGGGCCUAUUUCCUCUACUCUCGCUGCCAGAACGAGACCCCCAAGGAGAACGAGGCACCUGUCCCAGUGUACGAGAACCUGCCCCCGACAGUCGGGGCGGGGCCAGUGGCCCAGCCCGGGAGCCCCCCUGACCCCAGCCCCACGUACCAGACGCUGCAGCCCCGACAGCGGGACAUGUACGAGGAGCUGAAGAAGUGACGCCCCCUCCGGCCCCCCCGGUGCAUGCUGGGAAAGGCGCGUCCCCGAGCCUGGGUCCCGCCGAUGAAGCGUUAAAGGGCAGGAACAGCCACCGCCCGGCCCGGGCGGUCGGUCCGUCCGUCGAGGCUGCUUCCCUGGCGCCCAUCACCGCGGCGUCUGGGCCCCUCCAAAGAAAUCAGAAACUCGGCGCCUGUGAGUGGCUCUGGCUCCAUUCUGCCCAGCACAGUAUUUGGGAGCCCGCCUCUGCCACCGGCUCGGGGACGUCUCAGGACCAAACACCUCCCAGCCCGGGGCACGUGCCCUGUUUUCUGCCCCCCUGAGCUGAGCCUGGCGCGCUGAGCUGUGUCCCCCCCAGGCCGCGGGAGCUCCCCACUGCACAGAGGGGCCCGGGCAGCUCAGUGACCAGCCUGGGUCCCACGGGGAGUCUGUGGGGCUGCAGGGACUCGGACCCGGGUCUCCCCAGUGCCCAACUGGUGCCCAAACCAGGGCCAGGGGUCCCCGCCCAGGGCUUCCCCCCCACCCUGCCUCCAGUGCCCGGCCCUGCAUCUUCCCCUCCCUGGGGCAGUUCUCCCAUGCAGAGCUGUGAACAGCGAUGCCGACCCGCCCGGCUGGGACCUGGGACCCCUGGCGGAGGGCACAGGGCACCGUGGGGCUCAUGGGGCUCCCGGCUCUGAUGUCUACAGACCAGCCCCCAAAGGGGCUCGUGGGGUCCCUGCCCAGAGCUGGCAUCGCUGGGCGCGGUGACCGUGGCGAGCCGUGUGCCAGGGUCACGUCCGGGGCUGUGUGUCUGGCCUGGGUCUCAGGGGCUGGUUCCAGCCGGGCAGCGGGAGGCGCCAGGCCCGUCCCUGGCAGACAGGAGGCACCGGGCCGUUCUCUCUGUGCCCGGCUCCGGGGCAGCUGGGUGGUGCCGAGCUCGCCAGGCGGCUGGUUCCACCCGGAGCCAGGCCCCAGGAGCAUCUGCCCCAUCCCCAGGGAAGCAGCCGGCAGGGAAAAGGGCCCAGUGCGGGGGGCAGGCGUUUCUGAGGACAGACGCUGGCUUGGUGGGAGCUAUCGCGGGGUGCGGGGUGCACCCAGGGUCCUGCCCCGUGGGGAGCAGCUGCCAGCGGGUUUGUCUCCUGCAGGGAGCGUCGGAGCCCGGGCGGCUGGGAGCCGGAUGCUGGCGGGAGCUGAACCCCGCAGGAGCUUCCAGGGGCGGGUUCGGGACGUUGGGACUCUGGGAAACGCGUCCACAGUUUGUUCUCCAUGUUACCCAUUGUCCCGUUAACUCCAUGAGAACGUAAGAGCUGCCAGAGUGGGUCAGACCCAAGGUCCAUCCGGCCCAGUGUCCUGUCUGCCAACAGUGGCCAGUGCCAGGUGCCCCAGAGGGAAUGAACAGACCCGGGAAUCGCCCAGUGAUCAUCCCCUGUCGCCCAUUCCCAGCUCCUGGCAAACAGAGGCUAGGGACACCAUCCCUGCCCAUCUUAGCGAAUAGCUAUUGAUGGACCGAUCCUCCAGGAACUUAUUGAGUUCUUUUUUGAACCCUGUUAUAAUCUUGGCCUUCACAACAUCCUCUGGCAGGGAGUUCCAGAGGUUGACGGUGCGUUGCGGGAAGAAAGACUUCCUUGUGUUUGUUCUAAACCUGCUGCCCGUUCCUGUCAUUUCCCGAUCCCUAGUUACGAGGAGUAAAUAACAGGAGCCUCCAGCGGCUCCUUCUCCAGCUCUGGGCUCUGGUCAAUAAACUCAGCCUGGUUGUCUC
Molecule: messenger RNA, 3581 nt
Organism: Caretta caretta (loggerhead turtle)
Lineage: Eukaryota; Metazoa; Chordata; Testudines; Cheloniidae
Source: RefSeq, a predicted model, not a curated record